CUUUUUUUUAUUAUAGAAUCGACAUUGGCUGCAUUUCAGUUUAAUUAUAUACCUUUGCUUCGGCAUUAAAAUUCAAUCCGGUGCAGUAUACUAUUAUUAGUGUAAAUCUACCACAGGUAGAUUCCUUCGUGGUAUAUUUGUGAGGUAUUCAUAAAUCUACAAUGUCGAGCGACACCGCAAAGAACUUUUCCAAUCUGGAGACCCCAGGCUAUGUCGGCUUCGCAAACCUGCCUAACCAGGUGCACCGCAAGUCCGUGAAGAAGGGCUUUGAGUUCACCCUCAUGGUGGUCGGAGAGAGUGGACUGGGCAAGUCUACACUGGUCAACUCCUUGUUUCUAACUGAUUUGUAUCCGGAACGAGUUAUUCCCGAUGCCAUAGAGAAAACCAAUCAAACGGUGAAGCUAGAUGCCUCAACUGUGGAGAUUGAGGAGCGAGGAGUGAAACUGCGACUGACUGUGGUGGACACUCCUGGAUAUGGAGAUGCUAUUGACAAUACUGACUGCUUUAAGUCCAUCAUCCAAUACAUCGACGAGCAAUUCGAGCGGUUCCUGCGUGACGAGAGCGGGCUUAACCGACGUAAUAUCGUCGAUAAUCGCAUACACUGCUGCUUCUAUUUCAUCUCGCCGUUUGGACACGGGUUGAAGCCCCUGGACAUCGAGUUCAUGAAGCAACUGCACAACAAAGUGAACAUCGUGCCGGUGAUCGCGAAGGCAGACUGCCUCACCAAGAAGGAAGUCCAGCGGCUCAAGUCUAGGGUAAUGGAAGAGAUCGAGCGUGAAGGCAUCAAGAUAUACCCGCUCCCGGACUGCGACAGCGAUGAAGAUGAGGAUUACAAGGAACAGGUGCGACAACUGAAAGAGGCGGUGCCGUUCGCGGUGUGCGGCGCGGGCCAGCAGCUGGAGGUGCGCGGGCGGCGCGUGCGCGGCCGCCUGUACCCGUGGGGCGUCGUCGAGGUCGAGAACCCCGAGCACUGCGACUUCAUCAAGCUGAGGACCAUGCUCAUCACGCACAUGCAAGACCUGCAGGAGGUGACCCAGGAGGUGCACUAUGAGAACUACCGCUCGGAGCGGCUCGCGCGCAACGGACAAGUGCCUAAGCGACACACGUCAACGGAGAGUGGGUUGAGCGAGUCGGACUCCAACGGACUGAGCAACGGUUCCACUGAGGAUCCCGCCGAGCGAGAGCGCGCGCUUCGUGAAAAGGAGGCAGAGCUGCGACGCAUGCAGGAGAUGCUUGAACAGAUGCAGCGUCAAAUGCAGCUGCAGGCCGGCAGCACCACCACCGCAUAGUGCCAGACUCCCGCCCUGUUGGUGGCAAAGUCCACCGUUCGCCUACCGGGCGCUUGCAACGUGGUGGACUCCAUCUUACGCGCGAUCCCGUAUUGCGUCAGCUCCCUCUAAUGCCAUUUAUCUAGUUCAGUCAAAAGGUACCGUCAAUUUCAUAGGCUUAGAACGCCACGCCUACAGUGUGCGGCGCGUCAUCGUAAAACUUGACCGAAUGCACGAAUGUUGGUUUUGGGCUGUUAACGUCUUUCCCCUUCAUUCAUAAAACUUUACGGGCCUGAUUUAGUUAAAUUAUGUUUUAUCCCUUUCUUAUAAAUACAUAAGUCAAAAUGACAGAUAAAGACAAACUAUUAUUCGUCGGCGAUUAGUCGGCAAAAAUGACCGAUUAGUCGGCACUUCAUAAGUGACAGAAAAACAGGGCAAAAAGAAAUAAACAGCUAAUAUUUACCAUAAGCUUUUCACCUCUUUUACCCAAAUCCUAUUUAGGGUGCUUACGAAAACUUUUGUUCGAAUUAUUGACCGUGUGGUCGCUUUCUUUUAUCCGACUGUCCGGUUGUCGUAUAGUAAAUUUAGCCUUAGGAUUAUUUCAUUAUUUAUUUUAUUUUUUAGCGUUACUAUAAUACGAUGCGAUAAAUAGCGCAACGAAAGGGGUAAAACUAUUGUUUUUUAAGUGCAUCUGAACCGACCUUAGACGAAACUAAUGAUCUGGCCGACUAGCCGACUAAUCGGCCAUCCGAGUGCCGAUUAGUCAGCUAGUCGGCCAAAUCAAUAGUCGGUACAUCACUAAUUAUUAGCUAAUUGAGGUUUGUAGCGCGUUUAUAAUUAACGGGGUAUGCCAUAAAAUUUACAUUAGGAAUGGUCGUUGUUGCGAACCGUCGGUACCUUUUGGCUCUCUAACCUCUACUCUUAUUCAUCUCGAAAAUUGUGAUGUUUCUGCAAAAAUAUAUAAUAAAAUGUAAUUGAGAUUCAUAACUUCAACAAAUCGAAUAGACUGUACGAGUUAUUAUUACUGAUCUGAUUGUUACUAGGCGUGCUCUAACGCAUUUAAAACGACGAAGAAUAUCUAUGGUUUGUAGCUAUUUGUCAUUUUUGGGCAAAAGGUACCACUACUUCAAUAAAGUAUGUUAAUGUGCAUAACAGUGGCGCCCUGGUGGAUAUGGAAGCUAAAAACUGACAAUAUCUCCUUAUUGACAGCCGACAAAGCGGUACCUUUUUCCUGCAAAUGACACAUUUAUAUUUAACAAUCUCUCUCUAUUCCUAGUUUAUAAGACGCAAUAUUCCUAUUGUGAUACAGGCUGUUCCAGAUUCCGUAAAAUCUUCCGAAUUUUUCUAUUAUUUUGAAUAGUUUAAAAUGGAAUGAUGCUGUAUCUGUGCUGAGAUCUAAUCUGAAGCUUUGUAUUCAUCUGGCAUGUUAAAUUACUUAAGUGUAAACAUAUAAU
This is a messenger RNA of Cydia splendana, 2722 nucleotides long. RefSeq names its product septin-1 (gene Septin1). Gene Ontology annotation, molecular function: GTP binding; GTPase activity; molecular adaptor activity. The transcript has 11 exons. Gene Ontology annotation, biological process: intracellular protein localization; cell division; cytoskeleton-dependent cytokinesis. Lineage: Eukaryota; Metazoa; Arthropoda; Insecta; Lepidoptera; Tortricidae. The record is from RefSeq and is a predicted model, not a curated record. Gene Ontology annotation, cellular component: septin complex; cell division site; synaptic vesicle. The coding region runs from base 162 to 1289 and encodes 375 amino acids.